Messenger RNA from Macrosiphum euphorbiae (potato aphid), 1611 nucleotides. NCBI's taxonomy places the organism in Eukaryota, Metazoa, Arthropoda, Insecta, Hemiptera, Aphididae. The record is from the annotation of a GenBank genome assembly.
AUGGUUUCGUUGAAUCCCGUACGCAUUUUGAAACGCGAAGCUGAAGAAGACCGAGGGGAAAAUGCACGUCUGUCUAGUUUCAUCGGUGCUAUUGCCAUUGGCGAUUUGGUCAAAAGCACACUUGGUCCAAAAGGCAUGGACAAGAUACUAAUUUCUGUGGGUCGUGGUGGUAUGGAUUCUAAAGUUGAAGUGACUAAUGACGGUGCGACAAUAUUAAAAAAUAUUGGAGUUGAUAACCCAGCAGCUAAAAUAUUGGUCGACAUGUCGAUGGUUCAAGAUGGUGAAGUUGGUGAUGGUACUACAUCAGUCACUGUGUUAGCUGCAGAAUUAUUACGUGAAGCAGAAAAAUUAGUAGAUCAAAAAAUUCAUCCACAGAUCAUUAUUGCUGGGUGGAGAAAGGCAACACAGAUAGCGCAUGAAGCUUUACAGAUGGCUUCAUUAAAUCAUAGCAAAAAUGAAGCUGAAUUUCGAGAAGAUUUAUUAAAUAUUGCUCGUACAACAUUAAGUUCUAAGAUCUUGUCUCAACAUAAAGAACAUUUUGCCAAACUAUCAGUAGAUGCAAUUUUGAGGUUAAAAGGAUCUGGAAACUUAUCAGCUAUACAAAUUAUAAAGUUAAAAGGUGGUUGUUUGGAAGAUUCGUUCUUGGAUGAAGGUUUUCUUCUUGACAAAAAGAUCGGCCAAUUUCAACCAAAACAUUUAGAAAAUGCUCGUAUAUUAAUAGCUAAUACACCUAUGGAUACCGACAAAAUAAAAGUUUUUGGAUCUCGUAUCAAAGUUGAUUCUAUGGCAAAGGUUGCAGAACUUGAAUUAGCAGAAAAAGAAAAAAUGAAAGACAAAGUUGGCAAAAUCCUUGCCCAUGAAUGCAACGUGUUCAUUAACAGGCAAUUGAUCUACAAUUAUCCAGAACAACUUUUUGCUGAUGCUGGUAUAAUGGCUAUUGAACAUGCUGAUUUUGAUGGCAUUGAACGUCUAGCAUUAGUCACUGGUGGUGAAAUUUUAUCGACCUUUGAUUCACCUGCGAAAGCCAAGUUGGGAACAUGCAAACUUAUUGAAGAAAUAAUGAUUGGUGAAAGCACUUUAUUGCGUUUUUCUGGUGUGGCUCUUGGCGAAGCUUGUACUAUUGUCAUUCGUGGAGCGACUGAACAGAUUAUUGACGAAGCUGAUCGUUCUAUACAUGACGCCUUAUGUGUUUUAUCAUCUACUGUCCGUGAGCCAACUAUUGUCUAUGGUGGUGGCUGUAGUGAAAUGUUGAUGGCAAACGCUGUAAGUGCUGAAGCCGCAAAAACGCCAGGCAAAGAAGCUGUAGCCAUGGAAGCAUUUUCUAAAGCACUACAAUCUCUUCCCACAACUAUAGCUGACAAUGCUGGUUUGGAUUCAGCUGAAUUGAUAAGUGGAUUAAGAGCUGCUCAUGCCCUAGGCAAAAAUACUACUGGUUUAGAUAUGGAAAAUGGUUGUUUGGGAUGUAUGCAUGCAACUGGAAUCACUGAAUCUUUUGUUGUUAAGAGACAAGUACUUGUAUCUGCUGCAGAAGCUGCUGAAAUGAUUCUUCGUGUGGAUUGCAUUAUCAAGGCUGCACCGAGAAAGCGAGUUGAAGACCGUGGUCAUUGUUGA